Messenger RNA from Lolium rigidum, 669 nucleotides. Its product is annotated as probable methyltransferase-like protein 23. The coding region runs from base 18 to 575 and encodes 185 amino acids. The record is from RefSeq and is a predicted model, not a curated record. Gene Ontology annotation, cellular component: cytoplasm; nucleus. The transcript has 6 exons. NCBI's taxonomy places the organism in Eukaryota, Viridiplantae, Streptophyta, Magnoliopsida, Poales, Poaceae.
UUGAAGAGGAUUACGGGAUGUUCGUCUGGCCGUGCAGCGUCAUCCUCGCGGAAUAUGUCUGGCAGCAGAGGCUGCGGUUCUCCCACUCAAGAGUUGUCGAGCUUGGUGCCGGAACCUCGCUACCCGGUUUAGUAGCUGCAAAAGUUGGAGCAGAUGUCACGCUGACAGACAUUGCACAUAAUACAGAAGUACUGAACAACAUCAGACAAAUAUGCAGUCUCAAUGAUGCCAACUGUAAGGUGGUAGGACUUACUUGGGGAGAAUGGGAUGAACCUGUAUUUGAUUUGCACCCUGAUAUUAUCCUUGGAGCCGAUGUGCUUUAUGAUUCAGCCAAAUUUGAUGAUCUGUUCGCGACGGUUACAUUUCUCCUGGAAAAUUCUCCUGGGGCAGUGUUCAUUACCACAUACCACAACCGGAGUGGUCAUCAUUUGAUUGAAUUCUUGAUGGUGAAGUGGGGUUUGAAAUGUCUGAAACUCCUGGAUGGGUUCUCAUUCCUUCCCUCAUGCAAGGCUGAUUCACUACAGGGAAACAUUCAGCUUGUUGAGAUCGCACUUGAGAAGGCAAAACCUAAAUGAUCUUCAGGUAAUGGGAGUACACUAGCUUCAUGUAUUUGAUUAGAUUAAAAUAUUGCAUGUAAUCUUCAGAAUGGUUCUUUGUUUUCAUGUGCUC